CCGUCAAACAAAGAAAAACUCCAGUACAUCGACCCAGCUGCAUGGACAAACCUUUGAAAAGGCUGUCCCCUCUCUCUCAGUUCACUACAUAGCAUACCUAUUCAGUCUCCAUGAGCUCUCUGCUGUUCAAGCAGUGCUAACAAGUAUCGCCAUGGCGGCAACCAACCAACUGCUUGUACACCUGCUCCUGCAGCUGCUCUUGAUCUGCUUCCUCCUCCUCUCGAUCCAAACCUCCGCCGCCGGUGGUUUCACUGACAAGCUCGAGUGGGGCCAGAACCUCACCGACGGCCAGACGCUCGUCUCGCCCGGCGGCUCCUACACUCUGGGGUUCUUCUCUCCCGGGGCGUCCACCAAGAGGUACCUCGGCAUAUGGUUCUCCGUAUCCAACACCACCGUCUACUGGGUCGCCAACCGCGAUAAGCCUCUGCCUGACAAGUCCGGCAUGCUGGUGUUCAAUGACGUCGACAGCCUCGUCCUGCUCGACGGCUCUGGCCGGACGGCGUGGUCUUCAAACUUCCUGGCCGCCUCCGCCGCGGCGGUCUGGCUUCUCGAGUCCGGCAACCUGGUCGUGCGCAACGGCAGUAGCGACAUCUCCCUGUGGCAGUCGUUCGACCAGCCGUCGGACACCUUGCUGCCCGGCAUGAAGCUGGGCAAGAACCUGUGGACCGGAGGCGAGUGGCAGCUCACGGCGUGGAGCUCCCCCGACGACCCGUCGCCGGGGGACUACCGCCGCACGCUGGAAACGGCCGGGCUGCCGGAGCUGGUGGUGUGGCAGCGCGGCGUCAAGAAGUACCGCACGGGCCCGUGGAACGGGCGAUACUUCAGCGGCGUCCCGGAGGUGUCGUGGUACGCGAACAAGUACACGCUGUGGGUGACGAAGAGCCCCUCGGAGAUGACCUACGGGUACACCGCCGCGCCCCGCACGUCCCUUACCCGCGUCGUGUUGAACUACACCGCCGGCGGGGUGGAGCGGCUGGUGUGGGACGCGGGCACCGGGGAGUGGGUCUCCUACUUCAAGGGGCCGAGGGACCCCUGCGAUGCCUACGCGAGCUGCGGGCCGUUCGGCCUCUGCGACGCCGGGGCGGCGUCGUCGGGGUUCUGCGGCUGCGUCGAGGGGUUCAGCACUGUUGUCUCGGCGUCGCCGUCCGCGCAAGAGGUGAGAGAUAGCGCGGACGGCUGCCGGCGAAACGCGGCACUGGACUGUGACGGCGGGAAGACGACCGACGGCUUCAAGGUGGUGCCUGGGGUGAAGCUACCCGACACGCAGAAUGCGUCGGUGGACAUGGGCGUCGAGCUGGAGGAGUGCAGGGAGAGGUGCUUCGCAGACUGCUCGUGCUUGGCCUACGCCGCCGCGGAUAUCCGAGGAGGCGGCGACGGUACCGGCUGCGUCAUUUGGAAGGAUGCCAUCCUUGAUCUUCGUUUCGUCGACGGCGGGCAGAAUCUCUACCUGCGGUUGUCAAAAUCGGAAUUUGAUGACUCUAAGGGGUUCCCUACACUACUUGUUGCCACCCCUAUAGCUUCUGCUUUUACGAUUCUUCUGGUACUCUUUGUGGUUUGGUGGAGAAGGAAGCGGCGAGUCGUUGGUGUUAUUCCUCAUAAUCCUGCCAUGGCUGUUCCUUCAAUUAGUCUAGCUAUUAUAAAGGAUAUCACUAUAAAUUUCUCUGAUGGCAAUAUGAUCGGCCAGGGUGGAUUUAGCGUUGUUUACAAGGGGAAGCUGCCGGGAGGAAGAACGGUUGCUGUCAAGAGGCUUAAACAGUCUGCGCUGACCACAAAAGGCAAGACAGAUUUCGUGAGAGAAGUUGAAGUCAUGGCUGGGCUCCGGCAUGGCAGUCUUGUUCGUCUCCUUGCUUACUGCAACGAAGGCAAGGAGCGGAUACUGAUCUACGAAUACAUGCAGAACAAGAGCCUGAACGCCUACAUAUUCGGUGCGGCCAAACUUCGUGCGUCACUGAACUGGGAAAAAAGACUAAAAUUAUUACACGGUAUAGCGCAUGGAAUUGCGUACCUACACGGAGGAUCAGGCGAGAGUGUGAUCCACCGUGACCUCAAGCCUGGAAACAUUCUUCUAGAUGACGAGUGGAAUCCUAAGAUCGCCGACUUUGGCACUGCCAAGCUAUUCGCCGCGAUCGAUCAGGCGGGUCCUGAUCAAACAAUUGUGAUUUCACCGGGGUAUGCAGCUCCGGAGUAUGCACGGGGAGGGGAGAUGACCCUGAAGUGCGAUGUCUAUAGUUUCGGAAUUAUCCUCCUGGAGACACUCAGCGGGGAAAGAAACGGUGCCUUGCACAGGCUCCUUUCGCAUGCCUGGGGAUUGUGGGAGGAGAACCGGAUCGUGGAGCUUCUUGACACGACAAUGGUGCCACUUCCUGAAUCUGAGACAGAGCUAUUGUCCGAGCUAAAACGGUGCAUACAAAUAGGGCUCCUCUGCGUCCAAGAGACGCCCGGCGACAGGCCAGCCAUGUCGGCAGUUGUGUCCAUGUUAACGAGCACGACGUCCCAUAUUGACUGGCCCAGAAGGCAGGUGGAUAGCAGAGAAGCCGUGGAUUCAAAUUCGUCUCGUGGGCUUAGGACCGAUCUCUUGAGCUCUACUACAACUGAUCUGACGUAAACAGCAUGUGUCGACCGGUCGAGCUUGUCCAACUGUUGUUGCCUGGCGAUCACUUCAAUUUAUUGGUAGGAAUUGACGAAUUGUCCCCUACAAUGUUUUCGGGGUGAAGUGUGGAGUAAAUCUCUAUACUUUCUUACUAUUUUGCACACUGCGGUGAUUGUCCCCGGUGGCUUGCAUUGGUAUUUUACUAAUUGUCAGUUCUCGACUAUCAUAGUUUACCUCACUUACAGUAAAAAUUCAUUAAUUAGAUAGUGAGCAACAUGUAAAUACAAUCUUAGUUUCUUUUGAGAAGGGUAACACCCGGUUUCUGCAUCAAACGAUGCAAACAAGCUGUAUCUUUUGUU
Lolium perenne is the source of this 2949-nucleotide messenger RNA. Its product is annotated as receptor-like serine/threonine-protein kinase SD1-8. NCBI's taxonomy places the organism in Eukaryota, Viridiplantae, Streptophyta, Magnoliopsida, Poales, Poaceae. The record is from RefSeq and is a predicted model, not a curated record. Gene Ontology annotation, molecular function: protein serine/threonine kinase activity; ATP binding. Gene Ontology annotation, biological process: protein phosphorylation; recognition of pollen.